UUGUUACACUUGGUAGUAACAGCAUACGGUAUCCAGUAAUUGUCCUUCUCGUUUCAUUUCUGAGUCAGCAGUUUUGUUAGCAUAUCUGCUACGCAUAACAUUAUUUCUAAACGAGAAAAAGUGCGUUCAUCAUAUUAAUCUACAACUACGCUUGAAUUUUUAAAAAUAACAUUGAAAUAAAAGAUGAUCGUGAAAAAUCAGAAAAAAUCGCUUAAAAUGGCUAAUAUGAAAUAUAUCAUUUUACUUUCCUGUAUAAUGCUGCUUCUGUUACCCAGAGACAGUGUAGGUGCUAAAGGUAAAGUAGCUGUAGAUACUAAAGGUAAAGUAGCUGUAGGUGCUAAAGAUAAAGCAGUUAAAGAUUCUCAGGAUAGUGAUUCAUUAUCAUCAUCAUCAUCAGCAGCAGCAGAAAGAAGUAGUGAAAAUAAAGGGAAGAAUGAACGUGCCAUCAACUCAAGAAAUACAAGAUGUAUCCAGCUUCCUUUCAAUUUAAGCUGCAUUUAAUUUACAAUCAACAUAAGCUUACAAAUAUUAAAAUAGAAAAAUAUUAAAAUAUGUGAAAAGUUUAUAAUUAUUAAUUGAAAAUUUUUACAAUAUAAUGUUUGCUUCUAUAAUUAAAUGAUAUCUGAUCUUAUUAGCUUUACUUGGUGGUGGUUUAUCAAUGCUUUAGCUUUAGAGCUUGGAUUGCAAUUGUAAAAACAAAAAAAAAAGAUAAAGAAAAUAAAGGAUUUAAUCAGUG
Molecule: messenger RNA, 736 nt
Organism: Formica exsecta
Lineage: Eukaryota; Metazoa; Arthropoda; Insecta; Hymenoptera; Formicidae
Exons: 3
Coding region: 184-501 (105 amino acids)
Source: RefSeq, a predicted model, not a curated record